ACCUCCGAAACUCCCAUCUUUCGUCUCAGUCUGGUCCGCUCCUGUCGAAACCACUAAGGAAGUAUUGGCAGACAUGGAUGGUGGUUCUAGCAGAGGCGGCACUAGUGCUGACGUGAUAUUACCCAACUACAAACUUGGGAAGACUUUGGGAAUAGGUUCUUUCGGCAAAGUAAAAAUUGCAGAACAUGCAUUAACUGGUCACAAGGUCGCCAUCAAGAUUCUUAAUCGCCGAAAAAUAAAGAACAUGGAAAUGGAAGAAAAAGUAAGAAGAGAGAUCAAAAUACUAAGAUUGUUUAUGCAUCCUCAUAUUAUACGCCUUUAUGAGGUUAUAGAGACACAAUCAGAUAUCUAUGUUGUAAUGGAAUAUGUGAAAUCUGGUGAACUUUUUGAUUAUAUUGUUGAGAAGGGCAGAUUGCAAGAGGAUGAAGCUAGACGUUUUUUCCAGCAGAUAAUUUCUGGUGUUGAGUAUUGCCACAGAAACAUGGUAGUACAUCGAGAUCUUAAGCCAGAAAACCUGCUUCUGGAUUCAAAAUGCAAUGUUAAAAUUGCUGACUUUGGCUUGAGUAAUAUCAUGCGUGAUGGCCAUUUUCUGAAAACGAGUUGUGGGAGUCCGAACUACGCUGCUCCAGAGGUUAUUUCUGGUAAACUGUAUGCUGGGCCAGAGGUUGAUGUUUGGAGUUGCGGUGUUAUUCUUUAUGCUCUUCUCUGUGGUACUCUUCCGUUUGAUGAUGAAAACAUACCAAACCUCUUUAAGAAAAUAAAGGGUGGGAUAUAUACCCUUCCUAGUCAUCUUUCUUCUUUAGCAAGGGAUCUAAUUCCAAGGAUGCUUGUUGUUGAUCCGAUGAAGAGAAUGACUAUUCGCGAGAUUCGUGAACAUCCAUGGUUCCAGGCUCGUCUUCCUCGUUAUCUGGCUGUGCCUCCCCCUGAUACAAUGCAACAAGCUAAGAAGAUUGAUGAAGAAAUCCUUCAGGAGGUUGUAAUAAUGGGAUUUGAGAAGAACCAGUUGGUUGAAUCUCUGCAUAACAGAAUCCAAAAUGAGGCGACUGUAGCGUAUUAUUUGCUUCUAGACAACAGGUUCCGUGUUGCCAGUGGCUAUCUUGGAUCUGAACUUCAGGAAAGCAUGGAAUGUGGCUUCACUCGAGUGGGUACAUGUGACAUGCCUGCUCCUGCUGUUAGCCCUCCUGCUGUUAGCCCUCGCAUGUUUGGAUAUGUGGAUCCUCAGGGUGCGAGUUUAAGGCCCCAUUUCCCUUCUGAAAGAAAAUGGGCUCUUGGCCUUCAGUCUAGAGCUCAUCCUCGUGAAAUAAUGAUGGAAGUUCUUAAAGCGCUUCAAGAAUUAAAUGUUUCUUGGAAAAAAAUUGGUCACUACAAUAUGAAAUGCAGAUGGAUGCCUGGAUUUUAUCGUGGAUACAGUGAUGAAUCUGACAUCAUUGGAAAUGAUGAUCUUGCUGCAAGUGCAUCUUAUGUGGUUAAGUUUGAAGUUCAGCUUUAUAAGACCAGAGAGGAGAAGUACCUUCUUGACUUGCAGAGGGUCAAUGGCCCACAGCUUCUAUUUUUGGACCUCUGUGCCGCAUUCCUAGCUCAACUGAGAGUUCUAUGAUGGCUUUCUCCUCCUUCAUUUUUCCGGUUGCGCUACUGUUUUCCUUCAACAUCUGCUCAUGUAAAACUUGAUCACCGAAAUUGAUUUGGGGGCGGAUUAGACAGUAUUCAUAAAUGUAUAUAGUCUGUCACUGGCUUACCUUUUUGCGGUGCGCUGGCGUUGGCUUUUAUGAAAUUGCUUCCACGAAUUGGUACCUCCCAAAACAUACAAAAGUAGUAAUAAAAAGCAAAUUAAUGCAUUUUAA
Molecule: messenger RNA, 1841 nt
Organism: Phalaenopsis equestris
Lineage: Eukaryota; Viridiplantae; Streptophyta; Magnoliopsida; Asparagales; Orchidaceae
Product: SNF1-related protein kinase catalytic subunit alpha KIN10-like
Biological process (GO): intracellular signal transduction; protein phosphorylation
Cellular component (GO): cytoplasm
Molecular function (GO): ATP binding; protein serine/threonine kinase activity
Source: RefSeq, a predicted model, not a curated record